CGGAUUCAGGAGAGUUUGGGAAGCGCACACACUGAUAUUACGCAGCACCGGACACCGGACUGGUUCUAACGUGGAGCUGCUCCUUUCCCUCGGAAGGCUUUUCAGGAGACAUGUUUUUGUAGGUGAAAUAUAAAACAGGUGUUUUAUUCUAGAGGCUUCAUGCAGCGCUUCUAAAUUGGAUACGGAAGGGGGGGCGGGCGCAACAAGUGGAGUUUGGCAUUUUUGAAGCCGAGAUUUCUCCCCGUCACCAGGCAUGGAGGAGCAGAAGGAGCCCGGCAGUAGCAGCCGGGACUCCACCGAGGAGGAGAGCAUGUCCCUGUCGCCGAACCUCCCCUCCCCUCCCGUGAUUUUACCGCACCAAGCUGCACAACAGAACCACAGAACCACGAACUUUUUCAUAGACAACAUCCUGAGACCGGACUUCGGCUGCAGGAAGGAGCCGAGCUACCGGAGCCAGACGCCGGGACGGGAAAACGUGAACCCGCUGACAGCGAGGCCGCACACCGGGAGCCUCUGCCUGGACUCUAGCAGCGACAGCACCUCCUCUUCGUCACCUUCCUCUUCAUCCCCUUCCUCCUCGCCCUCGUCCAAGCAGUCCAAUAAGCAGGGCGAAGCGGCGGGCACCGGCACUGGCACCGGACGGUACGCAGACAGCAAUGGAGGCUCUCCGGCCAAGACGAAAGACAGCCAGGGGUUGCUGUGGCCCGCGUGGGUUUACUGCACGCGCUACUCGGAUCGGCCCUCAUCUGUUUCCACAUCAGGCCCGAGGACACGGAAACUGAAAAAGAAGAAGAGCAGCCCGAAGGAGGACAAGCGGCCUCGCACGGCGUUCACGGCCGAGCAGCUGCAGAGACUGAAAACCGAGUUUCAGACCAACCGGUACAUCACGGAGCAGCGGAGACAGGCGCUGGCGCAGGAACUCAACCUCAACGAGUCCCAAAUCAAAAUCUGGUUCCAGAAUAAGAGGGCCAAGAUUAAAAAGGCCACGGGGUACAAGAACGGCUUGGCUCUGCAGCUCAUGGCCCAAGGACUUUACAACCAUUCGACCACCACCGUGCAGGAGGAGCGGGAGGAGAGCGAGUGACGAGACAUUCCCCCCCCCCAUUUGACUCUUUUGGAGAUAAUGAAACAGUGGAGGAGACGCUAUUUAAAAAAAAAAAAAAAUCUGUUUAUGG
This is a messenger RNA of Notothenia coriiceps (black rockcod), 1175 nucleotides long. RefSeq names its product engrailed homeobox 1b (gene en1b). NCBI's taxonomy places the organism in Eukaryota, Metazoa, Chordata, Actinopteri, Perciformes, Nototheniidae. Gene Ontology annotation, cellular component: nucleus. Gene Ontology annotation, biological process: regulation of transcription by RNA polymerase II; neuron differentiation; multicellular organism development. The coding region runs from base 254 to 1084 and encodes 276 amino acids. Gene Ontology annotation, molecular function: DNA-binding transcription factor activity, RNA polymerase II-specific; RNA polymerase II cis-regulatory region sequence-specific DNA binding. The transcript has 2 exons. The record is from RefSeq and is a predicted model, not a curated record.